AUGGACUCUCCACGGCGGUCUCGGAACCGCGCCGCUUGUGUGAGGUGUCAGCGGAGAAAAAUCCGUUGUUCUGAGGGACCAACGGGUUGUGUAUCGUGUAGAAAGGCUAAUGUUGCCUGCGUGAACGAUGGAAAACAGGAGGUUAAUCGCACGUACGUGAUCAGGUACAUUGCGAAUCUACAAAAUCGAGUGCAGUGGUUAGAGUCUUUAGUAAAGGAACAGAACCCAACGGUCCAACUAGAGGAUGGUCCGCAACUAGACCCCUCAGAUACCUCACAGCUCGAACCCACGGAGGAAAGCACUCAACUUGAGUCUGCCAUUCCACAGAGAGCCCGCAUCCGCCAGUCAAUAAUACCUCACCAUGAACGACCCGGGCCAGCAGACCCGCAACCAUCUCGAACACAUUCGAGACCGGCCCACGAAAUUGGGCUUGUCUCUCUUUCCUCGGGAGAGCCGAGAUACAUCGGUCCCUCAAGCGGAUAUUUCUUAGCAAACCUCAUAUUUUCGAGUGCUGGCCGACGAACAGGGUCAUCGGAAAAUCAUGGCAACGCGACAAGCCAAUGUCGCUUUCAUCUGAAUUUUUCAAUAGCCCAGCACCGCUCCCAAGUCGCAAAGAAGACGCUGAGGAGCUUACUUCAAAGUACUUUGCUUCGCAAUGAAACACCCUCCAACCCAGCCGAUGCCUUUCACGUCUACAUGGUUCUCGCAAUAACAGCCUCGGAUCUCUCUAGGCGGUUUAGAAUUCCUCUUCCAGCCGAGGGGUAUUACACAGCAGCUACCCAGUAUUUCGAACGUGCAUGUGCCGAUGGCUCUUUGGAGGGACUGCAGAGUCUGCUUUUACUAAUGGUAUACGGACUCCAUAAUCCCUCGUGCGACAUCAAUGUCUGGAGCCUGAAUUACCAAUGCUUGGGGUCCCUUAUUGACCUGGGCCUUCAGCGUGAUGUGCGCGCAUCAUCGACAUUCUCCAUCUCGUUCUUAGAGCAGGAAAUGCGAACUCGCAUCUUCUGGGUUGUAUACAGCUUUGAUCGUACAUUGGGGACGAUGAUGGGUCGGCCGAUCGGUGUGAGGGAUGAAGCGUGCGAGCUUCGGCUCCCUUCAGAUGUCUCCGAUCGUCAUCUUUCCGAGUCAAUUUGCGACGAAACCUCGCGAAAUCACACGAAUUCUCACAUGACAUUCUCUAUCCACCUGUUCAAACUCGCCCGUAUCAACUCUGAGAUUAAAUAUGUCAUGCAUAGCAUCUGCAGAGAUCCUCCCCGAUAUGCCUACCCACCGGUGCCCGACAUCCAUCUGUGGCAGAAAGAGAUGAUCGAACACCUUCAGACCUGGCUUGCAGACAUCCCGGGUGGAGCUGAAGGUGAUGCUAUCACGAAAAUAUGCGAAACAAAGUAUCACGAGAUGAUGAUCUUGUUGCUAAGGCCUAGCCCCGGGAUCCCCGCUCCAUCGGAAGAGGUGCUCGCGCGAUGUUUCCAGCAUGCUGUAGAUCUUCUCCGCGGGUUUGGGGAGCUUUACCGACAGGAAGCUCUCUUAUACAGCCGACUCAUUGUUCACUCGGUCUUCUUGAGCACGCUGAUAAUGCUACACUGUUUGUGGAGACUGCCCCAUGUUGUAUCCGAGGUGCAGAUUGAUGAGGUCGUCGCUGACACGAGCAUCAGUCUAAAUAUCCUAAGCGGCAUUGGUGAGUAUUGGGCCGAGGCUAAGCGCGCAAGGGACUGCAUCUAUGAGCUAUCUGGUGCGACUGUUCAGAGACUUGUCAGAAUGCGAAGUUUAGGAGCCCCUUCAAGCUCGACCAGAGGCAAGAAUCAGUCGAUUUCGGGCACAGGAAGAGCACAGCAGCCGCAGACUUCCAAGGAGGGAAUGGAGCUGCCUUCUACACUACGUGGUGGCUCAGGCGUCGAAAACCUACCGCUGAACUCCUUCAUGGAUGAUUACGACCCGCACGCUGAUUCUAUGAAUUGGCUGCAUGAUUCCAUGCCCGGGGGCUUUAUGGACUUCAGCGGGGCUCCGGACUUCGACACUCUCAUGUGGGAGGUCUUUAAUGCUAAUUGA
Messenger RNA from Penicillium egyptiacum, 2046 nucleotides. The record is from the annotation of a GenBank genome assembly. NCBI's taxonomy places the organism in Eukaryota, Fungi, Ascomycota, Eurotiomycetes, Eurotiales, Aspergillaceae.